AAAAGGAGCUGUACGUGAUGGCAGACGAAGUCGAAAAUCCUUUGUUAGUCAACGCCGUCGACGGUGCCGUUGAAUUCAAAGGCCUUCCUGUUUCGAAAACCAACCAUGGCGGUUGGAGAUCAGCAGCUUUCAUCAUAGGUGUUGAGGUUGCGGAGAGGUUCGCCUACUACGGCAUUAGUUCAAACCUGGUAACCUAUCUCACCGGGCCGCUUGGUCAGUCAACAGCGGCGGCAGCGGCCAACGUCAAUGCUUGGACCGGAACGGCGUCGUUGCUCCCUCUAUUGGGAGCUUUCGUUGCCGAUUCUUAUCUUGACCGCUACCGCACCAUUGCUCUCGCUUCUCUGCUUUAUAUUUUGGGAUUGGGUUUGCUGUCUCUUUCAGCUGUUCUGCCUUCUCUGAUUGGUUUCAGCUGCCAAACCAACGACCACAUUUCAUGUUCUCCUCCUCAGCUCCAAGUGAUAUUGUUCUUCUUUUCACUGUAUUUAGUGGGAGCUGCUCAAGGGGGACACAAACCUUGCGCACAAGCUUUUGGAGCCGAUCAAUUUGAUGGGGAAGAUCUAGAGGAGUGUAAAGCUAGAAGCUCAUUCUUUAAUUGGUGGUAUUUUGGUGUAUGCGUGGGUGGUACAAUAGCAAUUUUCAUUGUGAGUUAUGUGCAAGACAAUCUGAGUUGGGCACUGGGAUUUGGAAUUCCUUGUGUUGCUAUGGUCAUUGCAUUAGUUGUUUUCUUGCUUGGAACAACAACUUAUAGGUAUUGCAUUACACUGAAUGAGAAAGGUCCAUUUGCUAGGAUUGGUAGUGUCUUUGUUGCUGCAUUUAGGAACUGGCGAACAGUUUCACCAACUAUAUCAUCACUUGAAGUGGAAUCUCAUGAAUUCCUGCAUCACCAAAGAUCUGAACAGUUCAAAUUUCUCAACAAAGCCUUGUUUACACCAAAUCAUCUGAAGAACAAUGAUAGUGUUUGUAGCGUAACUGAGGUUGAAGAAGCCAAGGCUGUACUUGCUCUCUUUCCAAUAUGGGUGCCAUGCUUGGUAUAUGGUAUUGUGCUUGCUCAGUCCCCAACUUUCUUUACCAAGCAAGGGGCCACCAUGGAUAGAACAGUUGUCUCAGGCUUUAAAAUACCAGCUGCUUCACUUCAAUGCUUGAUAAGCCUUGCCACUGUUAUCAUCAUUCCCAUCUACGAUAGCUCUUUCGUUCCAAUUGCAAGAGCUUUUACACGAAAACCAGCAGGCAUCACAGUCCUACAAAGAAUAGGUACUGGAAUUUUCUUAUCUGCUACCUCCAUGGUAGUUGCAGCUCUUGUGGAGAUUCAAAGACUCAAUAUUGCUCUAAAAUAUGAUCUAGUCAAUAAGCCGAGUGCGACAAUUCCAAUGAGCAUUUGGUGGUUGGUUCCUCAGUACCUCCUUUCUGGAAUAGCCGAUUGUUUUGCUUUGAUCGGUAUGCAAGAGUUCUUCUAUGAUCAAGUCCCAACAGAGCUAAGAAGCAUAGGCCUUGCUCUUUAUCUUAGUGUGGUUGGUGUUGGGAGUUUCUUAAGCAGCUUUCUUGUCUCUGUCAUUGAGAAUGCAACUGAUGGCGAUGGCCGAGAUAGUUGGUUUUCUAAUAACCUAAACCGUGCUCAUCUUGAUUACUUUUAUUGGCUACUCGCUACUCUCUGUGCAUUUGGAUUUGCUGCCUACUUGCAUUUUGCAAGAUCUUACAUCUAUAAAAGAAGGGGUGCAAUAUAAUUCUUUACUCCAUGGUUGCACUGUAUAAUAAUUUGAAAGCAAUAGGCUAUGGAAGUUUACAUUUGCAUACUCCUAAAUCAAUAUCUCCUUUCUUAGUA
Molecule: messenger RNA, 1819 nt
Organism: Humulus lupulus (European hop)
Lineage: Eukaryota; Viridiplantae; Streptophyta; Magnoliopsida; Rosales; Cannabaceae
Product: protein NRT1/ PTR FAMILY 5.10-like
Exons: 4
Coding region: 18-1721 (567 amino acids)
Biological process (GO): transmembrane transport; dipeptide transport
Cellular component (GO): membrane
Molecular function (GO): tripeptide transmembrane transporter activity; dipeptide transmembrane transporter activity
Source: RefSeq, a predicted model, not a curated record